AUGGCGUUCACCAUGCUCUGGCUGCUGGCGCUGUUUAUGGGCCUGACGGUUCAGGCCAAGCCGGAGAACGACGACGAUCUUUACUCGUUUAUCACUCUGCCCGGCAUCAGAGCAGUCAAAUACAACGUCGAGUACCACGGCGAUGGCCGCGACCGCGUCAGUCCUGGCCAUAUCUUCGUCGCGCCCUAUGGCCAGCUCACCCCAGAGCCCCCGACCAAGCAGUACAUGCCCGACCAGGUGGGCCCGUGUAUCUACGACGAGAAUGGAGUCCUCGUCUGGGCCGGCGCGGCCAUGUUCGACAACCGCAACACGUUCGACUUCCGAGCGGUGCACAGUAUAAGCGACGGUCCGCAUCUCUCGUUUGUCGUCGGCCUCGAGUUCGACGGGUCGGAUGAUGGGUUCGGCGUCGUGCUCAACAACAAAUUCGAGGUCGCCCAUAAAAUCCCCAUGCGGUCUGACCUGGGCGCGUUCGAUAUCCACGAGUUCAACAUCCUGGACGAUGGCAAGACGGCCCUGUCGAUUAACUACCGGUCGCAUACCAAGGUGCUGGAGGAGUUCGGGCGGCCGGGCGAGGCAUCGUAUGUGUUGUCUGGAGGAUUCGCGCAGAUCGACCUGCCCACUGGCGAGAUCACCCACGUCUGGGACUCGUUCGACCAGAUCAGCCUCUCUGAAUCCGUACACGUUGGGUCAGACACGCCAGCGUCGCCUCCCCCGGGCUGGGACUACAUGCACCCCAACUCCAUCGACGUGAACGAGGCUGGCGACUACCUCAUGUCCAUGCGCUUCACCAACACAAUCUACCUGAUCUCGCCAGACGGGCACAUCAUUUGGCGUCUCGGCGGCCCGCACUCCGACUUCAAGCAGGACUUCACCUUCUCCAAACAGCACGACGCCAAAUUCAUCCACUCCAACGGCACCCACCACACCAUCUCGCUCCUCAACAACGCCUCCGACGAAGAAUCCAACGACGAGCCGGUCUCCUCCUGCCUCUUCGUCGACGUCAACUCCAUCGCCAUGACCGCCACCGUCGUCCGCCGCUACGACCGCCCCGACGGCGCCCUCACCCGCCUCCGCGGCAACGCCCAGCUCCUCCCAAACAACAACCUCCUCGCCGGCUGGUCCUCCGCGGGCUACUUCACCGAAUCCUCCCCAGAGGGCGACCUCCUCUUCAGCGGCGCCUUCGCCUCAGACCGCUACUCCACCUACCGCGCCUACAAAUUCGACUUCACCGGCCGCCCCGCGAACCCACCCGACCUGCUCUCCUUCGUCUGGGGCACAGACCCGGACCCCGUCACAUCCGACCUCACGACCACAAUCUACGUCUCCUGGAACGGGGCCACCGAUGUGGCUGGCUGGAACUUUUACGCGCGCGGCGCGUACGAUUCAGAGCGUGUUUUUAUCGGCAAUACCACCAAGACGGACUUUGAGACGAUGUACAUCGCCCGCGGGUAUCUGAGCUGGAUCUCGGCGGAGGCGUAUGAUGCUGAGGGGAAUGUGCUCAGUGAGUCACUGAUUCACCAGACUGCACUGCCGGAGCAUUGGGAGAGUGCUGGGUUUAGCGGUGCGAGUCUUGGAAGGCUUUUACCGGAUGAUCCGGAGACUCUGUACUCCCACGGCAGCAGCAGCGGCGGCAGUGAUAGUGAUAGUGAGGCAGAGGCGGAUAAUGCCGGAGUCACGGAUCCGCAUAUGGCUGGUCUUGCGGCGCUGGUGCGCGAUCUCCAGGGCACGGUGCAGCUUAUCCUCUUCUUGAUGGUGCUGCUUGCGCUGGGGUUGCUUGCUGCGGCUGUUGGUGGGGUGUAUGCGUUCUUUCGACGCGGGAAGGGGAGGUAUGCGCGUGUUCCUGGGAAGGAGGAAGAGGAGGAGGUGCCGCUGGGUCGCAUGUGA
Molecule: messenger RNA, 1884 nt
Organism: Aspergillus puulaauensis
Lineage: Eukaryota; Fungi; Ascomycota; Eurotiomycetes; Eurotiales; Aspergillaceae
Exons: 2
Coding region: 1-1884 (627 amino acids)
Source: RefSeq, a predicted model, not a curated record